This is a messenger RNA of Lycium barbarum (goji berry), 648 nucleotides long. Its product is annotated as transcription factor RAX1-like. Lineage: Eukaryota; Viridiplantae; Streptophyta; Magnoliopsida; Solanales; Solanaceae. The transcript is spliced from 2 exons. The record is from RefSeq and is a predicted model, not a curated record. The coding region runs from base 1 to 648 and encodes 215 amino acids.
AUGGGAAGGACACCUUGCUGUGAUAAGAGCAAAGUGAAAAGGGGACAGUGGUCUCCAGAGGAAGAUGAAAUUCUCAAGAAUUACAUCCUUAAGCAUGGCAAUGCUGACAAUUGGAUUACCCUUCCUCACAGAGCUGGUUCUGUUUCUCUUUCUUUCUUUCUCAUUUCUCUUUUGUUUUGUUGUCUGAUUUGUCGUGUUUCAAGAUGGUCUGUCAUAGCAUCUAAGCUUCCAGGAAGAACAGACAAUGAUGUCAAGAAUCACUGGAAUACCAAGUUGAAAAAGAAGAUGCUUUCAGCAACAAAAGCCAACUUUGAUGAUGACAAUAGCAAGGAAGUUUUCAAUUCCUCAAAACAAGCAGCCUAUUCUCCAAUGAGAUUUUCAUUUCCAAGUUGGGAGUCUGCUGAUAAUGAUAAUACAAAAAACAUGGUUCAAAAUGACCAAAAAUAUCCAAGAUUCACUCAGGACCACUCCAAGAUUUCGCCUUCCGAACAAGGAUCAAUGAUUUAUGGAACACCUUCUUCACUUGAUGAUCUUGCAUGGUUUGAAAGGUACUUUCCAAUGGAUUCAUCCAACACUGAUGAUACUAUGGGUGGCAAUGGCAUAUGGACUCAACAAGAAGAAAUUGAUUUUCCACCCACUUUCGGCUGA